GAGCAUUUUUCGCCGCUGCCCACACCACAUCGAGUGUUCACUGCUGCCAAGGAGGAACAAAAAAAACGGCCCAGCUCUCUACUACUCUAGCAGCGCCUACUACACGACCACGAUGAAUCAGCCCGUCAGUUGUUUACCAGUGUCAGCCACGAAAAUGUCCAAGGCGAAGAAGGUCCUCGAGGAGGCCCGCGAUACCCAGAACCGGGAGAUCGACCUGGUCGACAAGGGCAUCACCAGCUUCGAGGAACUGCCCGGAUUGCUUAACAUGACUUUUGUAACUAGAAUCACGCUGAGCCACAACAAGCUAAAAGUGGUUCCACCGGGCGUCGCGAAUCUCAUCAACCUGGAAAUUCUGAACAUUUCGAACAACCAGCUGGAGGAACUGCCCCUCUCGUUGUCGUCGAUGCCCAAGUUGCGCAUCCUGAACUGCUCGAUCAAUCGGUUGAACACGCUCCCGCGUGGAUUUGGGGCGUUUCCCGUGCUGGAGGUGCUCGAUUUGUCGUACAAUAAUCUGAGCGAGAAGGUGCUGCCCGGGAACUUCUUUAUGAUGGACUCUUUGAGGGCGCUGUAUCUUGGAGACAAUGAUUUUGAAUUUUUGCCCCCGGAGAUCAGGAAUUUGAAGAAUCUGCAAAUCCUCGGUCUCCGCGACAACGACCUGCUCGAGCUGCCGCGCGAAAUCGGCGAGCUGACGCGCAUCCGCGAGCUGCACAUCCAGAACAACCGGCUGACGGUGCUGCCGCCGGAAAUCGCCAGCUUGGAUCUGCUCGGCCAAAAGUCCGUCCUCAAGAUGGAGGAAAACCCGUGGGUUACUGCGAUCGCCGAGCAGUACCUGAUCGGCAUCAGCCACGUGCUCGAGUACAUCAAAACCGAGGCGUACAGGAUUUUGUACAAUCGUCACGUCUCAGCCGGAAAGGCAGGAAAUGUUCCACCGAAGGUGGACAAGUCGAAGAAAGCUUCCAGAGCUCGAUCUUAAUCGAAAAGGGGUUUAAAAUAUUUGUUCAGUGUUCAAAAAUGCAAUUGUUUUAGUAGUCUUCCCAAUGUUUUAAUUCUAAACGAGUUUUAGCGACAAAUUCGCGUAUAACAAUUAACUAAUUAAUUUGAGGAGCCAAAAAUCACAGUGACUUAGAAAGUGCCUAACAAAAGAAAAAGAUGUAUUGGAAAGCGAUUUUAACAAGCACUUAUUAAAUAUGUAUUUUACUUAACUAACGUAAGCAUAAAAAUAAAGUGUACUUCAGUGCAAUCAAAA
Molecule: messenger RNA, 1246 nt
Organism: Culex pipiens pallens (northern house mosquito)
Lineage: Eukaryota; Metazoa; Arthropoda; Insecta; Diptera; Culicidae
Gene: ics
Product: ras suppressor protein 1
Exons: 6
Coding region: 113-973 (286 amino acids)
Molecular function (GO): protein binding
Source: RefSeq, a predicted model, not a curated record